AUGAACAGAGAGUACCACCGUCUAAAUACUUUGGGACGGAAAGAAAAUCCCAAGGAAAAAGCUGGUAUUUUUUCCAUUCUUUUCUACCGGUGGGUGGGGGAGAUUGUUGCCAUUGGCAACAAGCGCCCCAUUGAAAUCGACGAUCUUUUCCCUUUACUGAGGGAGGACAAAACUGAAACUUCAGCUGAAAAACUCGAACGGGCAUGGAACGAAGAGGAGAACGCAAAAGAUGUUGGUAUUACAGACAGAAGAGGUUAUCGACUGUUCAGAGCUCUUAUCCGUAUGUUUCCUUGGACUUACUAUGUGUUUGUUGCGAGCACUACUUUGUUAGCCGGCGUUAGCAAUGUCCUUCAGUGCGUGUUUUUGAGUUUGUUGUUAGCGCAGUUUGUGAGGUCUUCCUCCUCUGGUCGCUGGCUGAUGUACGUCUAUGCUGCUGGCAUUUGUCUUAGUUCACUGGUGCGCGCCAUUGCUACUCCCCAAUGGAUAUUUCAUGCUUAUUUGAUAGCUCUUAGGUGGAAAUCAGGAACUCUGGCGGUCAUCUAUAAAAAGGUGAGAAAACACAUGCGACAAGUUGUCUAAGCUCUAAUCGACUGAGGGUAAUAGUACAACCAAACACACAUGUUAUCAGGUCAAUUACAAAUUCAAGUCUCAUAUUAAAUGAGUAGCAACAUUCCACCUUGGAAUGCGCUCUAACAAUUAAGUCUGGAAUAUCCAGUCUCUUAUGUUAAGCCAGUCUGAGCGUAUUUCGAGAUAGAUCCCGCUAACGAGUCCCUACUUACGACCCCAGCGCGUGAGAAAUGUGAGAGUGAGAAAUGUUAACUUUCAAAAUUUUUUAAAGAGCUGAAGUUUGAAUAAUUAGAUUGUAUUCGUGCAUGCUUCAUCGGUAAUUAUUACAAUCAACGGUUACAUAUCUUUUUAAUUCAUUAUAUCUCUGAAACGUAGGUCUUGAGUUUGAAUCAGGAGGAUUUAUUAAAUGUAACAAGUGGCUGGAUCAUUAACCUUGUCGCUGGUGACCUUCAACGUUUUGAACUUUCCGCAUUGAGCAUAUUUCUCCUACCUCAAGCUGUAUUAGAAGUGUGUAGUAUCUCUUGUCUAAUGGUGUACUUCUUUGGGUGGAAAUCUCUGUCAGGGGUAGCUUUUAUGGUCAGUCUUUCGUUAUAUUACGGAAUAGCCGGACAAGUCAGCUUAAGACUACGAACGAACAUUUCUCGUGUGGCGGAUCAACGCGUGGAUGUGAUGAAUUCCAUCAUUUCUGGAAUUCGUGCCGUCAAGAUGUAUGCUUGGGAGGGAUCGUUCAUGGAAAAAGUCAAACGGCUUCGAAGGUAUAUUACAUAGACAUAAUUGACUCUUGAGACCCUUUCGCGUUUUUUUUUUUUUCAAGUUCUGACAAAGACCAGUAAACGACAGUCCAUUGACACUACUGGGAAGAGGUCAUAAUAAGGUAACUUAUCAAGUUUAAAGGUGACAUGUACCUUCUUUCAGACAUUUGUAUGGUAGGUGGCACCACCACUACCACCACCCACCACCACCAUACAAUUGUCAGUGUAAAAUUGCGCGACUAUAUGCGGUGCUAUAUCUUCGUUAGUUUAAAACGAAGUGACUUUCAAACUUGGAAACUUUACUUACUUUAAGCGUUGCUGACGGAUGUUCUUCGUUAUCUAGUCUCAGUCAAAAGUUGAAAAAACCGUGGAAAGGUCUAUUCCAAAUUCACUGACCAAAUAAAUUCCUUCCAAAUUGGGUGAGCAUAUUGGACCCGUCAUUUCGCACAUGUCUACAUCGACUCGAUGCAGUGCCAAAAUCAUCACAUGCAGCUAUUUCGAGAAAGGUUGUCGGAAAAAAUGUGCACGCAACAAUCCCGAUGAUGUCUAUCAACUGUUAAUGACACUAUAGUGUCGAACCCACUUUUGAUGCGUUCCUAGUAGCACUCACAAACAUUUGUUCCUGCCCUUUCAUGCCAUUCUUUCAAAUUUCUUUGAGAAACAGUGCACUCAAAACCACCCACAAUACCUUUCGGGAUUGCCGCGUGCACUUUUUCCGACAACCUUUCUCGAAAUAGCUGUAGACUAUACUGGCUAGGGUAGUCUGCUACAAAGCCGUUUUUAGUGUCGUCACGCAACGCUCCUCUCCACAAACGGCUGCUGAAAAACCGAACUACAUUCCUUUCCCUUUGUGUUUGUGGUCUAACGAACAAGCCAAUCAUGUAUAAUAGAUCUGACAAUACGUGAGCCGCAGGGCGCUAGGAAGCGAGCACGCUUCUCAGUUUUCGACAAAUCAAUCAAUCGUCGCUGCAUUUAGAAGGGCCCUGUGUUAUCAAGCAAGGAAAAGGUUAAUUUGCAAAAAAGUUUGUUUUAAGCGGUCAAGAAAGUUCCAAGUGAAAAAAAGGUUUGAUAGGCCUGGAAGACUUUUACCAGGAUCGGUUGGUUCUUCAUUUAACGUGCACAUGUACUGAUAUGUAAUGAAGAAUUUAAUGUGCCGGAUGUGCUCAUUGUGUUCUGUGGAGACUAAACUCUUCAGGGUACUGAUUCAAAAAGCAAUCUUAUAAAUUAUCGAUGAGCGAUUUCCCGAAACAAUACCUGGCAACUUUAUGAGCACAUCCAUGUUGUGCAUCGCAAUUUGCUCGACUUCCUUGCUGCUGCUUCUUAUCUCCUAAAUUUUGAAUAGGACUCGACUACGACAAUACUACUGUAGUUAACUGCUUGUUUUCACGCGACGAUUUUGAUUAUUCUGUCAUUCACACAUAGGGCACCGAUAAAAGCAAAGCUGUGAUUGGAGGAGUCACAGUACUGCAAACGUGGCGCGAACACCUUCCAGAAAAUGGGAGCUGAAUUAUAAUUGGCUAAUCACGGGAAAGGAAUGUAGUUCGGUUUUCAGCAGCCGUUAGUGGUUGACGACUCUAAAAACGGCAGUGUAGCAGACUAUGGCUAGGGGGGACUUGAAAUGAUACCUAGGCGACUUUUGUCCCUGCGUAACUCCCCCCUCUCCUUUCAUUGCGCUGUAUUCGUUUUUAUUAUAUCACCAAAGAUUUCAUUCCAAAAGGAGUCAUACCGGUGCGAUUUCAUUGAAGCUUGAUGUAUAGUGUGAUGUCCAGCAACAGGUAUCAUGUAAACGAACAAUAAAAAACUCAUUACAGUUAAGAUUCCACCCAGUCCCACUGGACUAGAACCAAUGGUGUAAGAUGUCGUCGACGCCGUCAUAAUUCAUAGAGAUAUCGCUACCAUUGCCUCCUUCAUGAGCUUUCCUAAAACUUAUUGGGAACAGGGUCUCAUAUUACCGGUGCUGGAGACAAGACAGAGAGAGAGCUGGGAACAAGUGAGAAGCGCGUGAGGGGGAUGAUGGGAACGAGUGCAGAACAGGCCGGGGUACGAAAGGGGUGCCUUUUCUGCUAAACAUGGUAUAUAAAAGGGAAAUUUAAGGAUUGGACCUCGGGCAGAACCUCCCCGUAUAAAACUUUGUUGAGUACCCCUCCGGGUUCAAAAUACACCACUAUUAAAUAACGCUUCCGGUCAAUUUUUGCAAAUUUUAAGGAUACCCGCUCACUUUGGUUUUUUCCAGGACCGAAAUCAACCUCAUCAGAAUGAAAACGGUGAUACUGGCUACUUUUGCUUCUCUUUCUUUCUCUUGCCAACUGAUUGCGACUUUCAUCUCACUGGUCACACUGGCGGCUACUGGAACUGAACUGACUGUGUACAACACGUUUUUGAUUGUAUCCUUUGUCAACUCAUUAAGGACGACCAUUUCGUGGAAUAUUGCAAGACCAAUUUAUUUAUUGGCCGACUUUGCCGCAGCGCUGGCUCGCAUCCAGAAGUUUCUCGAAUUUGAGAACAAGAACACUCACAGAUACCUAAAAUAUUCCUUCGGCGACGCGAUGAAUGUAAGAGAGGACUCUAGCAAGCGUUAUUACCCAUGUUUUGAUCACAUCAAUAAAAUAGCAACCCAGUCCAGCAAUGAUUUUGCUCUGUUACUGAAAAAUAUCGCAUGCAGUUGGACUGGCAAGUGGAAUAAGUUAACUUUGAAGUCCUUAAGUUUAUCUGUCAAAAAUGGUGAUCUUGUCCUCAUCACCGGUCCUGUUGGUUGCGGCAAGUCGUCCCUUCUGUACGCCAUUUUAAGGGAAAUUUCUCUCUUGUCUGGCAGUGUAUCUUGUCUCGGUAAAAUUGCCUGGGUUGGUCAACAGCCUUGGGUGUUCUCGGGUACCGUGCGAGAAAAUAUUUUGUUUGGUGAAAAAUUCGAUCCGCACUCGUACCGUGUGACGAUCGAGGCGUGUGAUUUAAUCAGAGACUUUCAAAGAUUCCCAGAUGGUGAUAUGACGCUUGUUGGAGAGCGUGGAAUAGUACUUAGUGGUGGUCAGCGAGCUCGUGUUGAAUUGGCACGCGCAGUGUACUCCAAUGCUGAUAUAUAUCUUUUGGAUGAUCCUCUGAGCGCAGUUGAUGCAAAGGUUGGGCAGCAUAUUUUUCAAACCUGCGUCUGUGGGUUAUUAAGCAAAAGUACUCGGAUAAUGGUUACGCAUAAUCUUCAGGCUUUAAGAGAUGCCGAAGACAUUGUAAUAAUGAAAGAAGGUACUAUUUCAGCAAGGGGCGAUGCUAUCUCACUGUGGAAGUCCGACAUAGCCAUGAAUGAAAUAAAGAAGUGCACUGAUAAGAAGGAAAAUUUUGGCACAGCGCAGGAAAGUACAUUACCUCCAAACACGUUGGACGAUGAAACAAUAGUGGACGGAGAAUGUGGUCUGGAAAAUGCCGAGGAAGAUCGUGCAGUGGGUUUUAUAUCUUGGAAGUUAUAUUGGAAUUAUAUACGAGCUGGAACGUCUGCCAGUUCAGCUGGGGUCAUGUUCGUCUUUAUUCUACUUGUCCAAGGUUAAGAGUUGAGUAUGAGUUCAGUUAUCCUUUAAGGCACCUUUCUCUCCAGGGCAUUUCCUUUAGAAAAUGGGUGGGGGCGCUGUUACAGUGAUAUGGGCAUCUCCAUUCCCAAAACCCAAGUGAUAUGGCCAUCCCCUUCUCAUUUUAGCUUAGUGAUUGGUGUUAGGGUUACGGUUACAGGAGAUGCCCAUAUUACUAGGGUUUUGGAAAUGGGGAUGUCCAAAACGCGGAGAUUUCAUAUCACUGUGACAGCGCCGUUCUCAUUUUGUAUGGAAAAGUCGUGGGGACGAGGUUGCCUUUAAGGAAGUAUCUUAAAUGAUGGCACCUGGGUAGAGGGCACUUCUCAUGAAAAUAAAGAUAUAGGGUGUUUACCCAGGAACAGGGUGUGGCCAUGGGGCUUGUUAGUUCUCUAUAUAAAGGUUUCUGAAGUACAGGUGACAUCGAAUAAUAAGGUGCUACAUGCUUUAAAGUUACAAACCCUCAUACUUCUUUUAGAGAUUUAAUCCCAUGGUGAGUCACUAAAAGUAAGUAUUGGCGGUGCCGUUUACAAAAAUUCGGUUAGAUAUAUUUUCAAAAGACUGUACUGGCCAGAGCCACAAAAUAACGACGAAACGUAGAAAGAACUAAGAAGUUUUAAAAUUUACACACGUUCGUGCCAGAGCAAUGAAAAAAUGAUUGUAUCCUAUUGUUAUAAGGCAGUGAAUUGGGACUCUUUCCAGUCUUAAGAGAGAUUGUCCCUAGAUUAGAAAAUUAACCAUACGCUAAACACAGUCUCUACCUUCUCAUUUUCCUUACAGUCAUGUCUGGUCAAGCGUACAUGCAGACUCGUUCUAGGGACGUCAUUAUUUGAAAAUUUAAUCUAUUAAUUGUUGUGAUAGUAGUACGUGUAAUUAACGAAUGUAAUGGAUCAAAUUAUCAGUUUAUUAAUAGCAGAACCUAUGAAUGCACGCUUGAUCUGGCGAAAUUGGCGAUUGAAACUGAAGAAAAAGACCUACUAACGAAUGAAACUGUCUUCUUUAUGUAUCGAUCAUAAAGCAUCCCUAGUUCUUCCCGACUGGUGGCUUCUUGAAUUGACCAGUAGAUCACGUGAUUCCCAGCGUCAAAGUCAAGACCUUUCAACAUAUGGUUACCUGGUUGGUGCAGCCGUCUUACUAUCAACCAUCAGAGAGGCCACGUUCCUGAACGUGUUGAUUAAUUCAUCGAUGAGCCUUCAUAACCUAAUGCUGUCAGCGGUAGUCAAAGCUCCGGUUUUGUUUUUUGACACCAAUCCAGUUGGACGAGUGUUGAACAGGUUUUCCAGAGAUAUUAACAUCAUGGAAGAAUUACUGCCAGAAGCAUUUCUGAGGGCCAUGCAGGUAAUUCUAUUCUGCAUUGGAGCAAUUACACUUCAAUCUGUGUUAAUCCCCUGGAUAAUACUGCCAGCAUUCCCGCUCAUGGUUACCUUUGCUUUGAUUGGUCGAUAUUACCUCAAUCCAUCACGUGACUUGAGGCGCAUAGAGGGAGUAACCAGAAGUCCAGUGCUAUCUCAUUUUAGCAACUCUUUGGAGGGACUGGUGAGCAUUCGAACUUACAUCAAGGAAAACACGUCUAUAGAAGCUUUGUACAGGUUUGUGAUUAUAAGAGACCUUAAUUAAUUCUCAAGAAAAGGACUACGAGAUUUCUCAAUAAAACUAAGUGGUGCGCGCGCGUGAACCAGCAUCAUUUUGGCGGGAAAACGUGAUAACUGGCGUCAUUCAUGUCGUAUAAUUAGGGAAGCAACCUAUCACAUGUUAGGAGUUUUGUCAUUUUAGUUUCCCGGGGUGUCUUCUCUUUUGAUAAUGGGCUUGAAAAAAAAAAUGAACUCGUCCUCAUAGUCACUGACUCGUCCUCGAAUCUGGGUUACGACCAGUCCUUUUAGAAGAUAUUUUGAUUACAAUAAAAAUUUGUCGUUGUUUUCUUCGCGCUAAAAUGUUUGAAAAUCCAGACGUUUCGGGACUACUGUCCCUUCAUCAGUGGAAGAUGCCGUUACACUGAACCCGCGUCAUUUUAUUCAAAUGUGGCAACAUUUGAAGCGCGCGCUGGAAGAGUUCGCUCAAAUAAAAUUGAAGUCAAAGUUUAUGCCGCGCGGCUGUAGAGUUUUGCAUUUAAAUAUUAGGCGGCCCUCCGCUCUACUUCUAUCCCUGGUGUUGUGAAGACCCGCUCGAACAACAGCUACCAUCAUAUCAUCAGUUGAGUGACCGGGGGAAGAAAAAUGUUUAGCAACGGGUAGGUCAGCUUUCUUUGAGACAGAUCUGAGGUGUUCGCAGAACCUGUCCCCAAGCCGAUGUCCGGUUUCGCCAAUGUACGACAGAGUGCAUGCCCAACAAGUUAUGAUAUACACGAGGUUACUUCUCGUGCAUGAGAACCUCUGCAGUAUGGUCAGAGGUCCACCGGGAGUGUUGAUCUGGGAGGCUGGGUUCGUAUGGGCACAGGUCUUGCAUCGUGGUCGACGGUAGGGAAAAGUUCCAUUUGGUUCAUCCUCAGUGUUUGCGCCGGAUUGAAGGUUGCUGCUGACCAAGGAAUCACGCAGGUUGGUGUCGCGGCGGUACGCGCUGAGUACUCGCGAGUUAUCAAACAGUUCCUUAGUUUCAGGGUCAGAUUUUAAGAGGUCGAAGUUUCUUGAUAGGACGUUCUUUACAUGGUUGUAGAUGGGGUUGUAUGUUAAGAUUAAGGGGAUGACUUCUCUGUUAGAUUGUCCGUCGUGAAGUGGUCGUAAGGCUGUAUCUCGGGGGAUAGUGUCAACGUGUUGAAGGGCUCUAUCUACAACUGCUAGUGGAUAAUCACGUUGCAGGAAGAAUGAUGCCAUUUAUUUUCUUUUGGUCUUGUAGUCGGUCUCAUCAGCACGUCAUCACAAUGACGCGCGUUCAGUGUAACGGCAUCUUCCACUGAUGAAGGGACAGUAGUCCCGAAACGUCUGGAUUUUUAAACAUUUUGGCGCGAAGAACACAAAUACAAAUUUUUAUUGUAAUCAACUUAUCAGCACUACACAGUUCCUAACCAUGUUUUGUUCCUUUUAGAAGACAGCUACUCGUCGAAACAUACGUAUAUGUAAGGCUUGGCCGGCAAAGUAAAGUGUAACAGGUUUUUCGGGCUUCAGAUAAAGAGUCGUGAGAAGUUACGCGUGAUACGCUGACGGCUUCCCCCCUCGCUCAUGUGCUCUCUCCUGGCGACUCGCUACGCUCUAUAGAAAUAUAGAGCUUUCUCGCAGGCUAACCCGACAUGAAAGAACUUAUUUUAGUGUAGCAAUAAUGAUAAGUAAACGAUAUCAGUAACAGGGAACGUUGGUCACGUGGCGUUUGCUCUAAACGUGAUUUGGUUGAAACUGGAGUUAAAGCCGGAAUAUGGGAAAUUCUCACUUGGGCUUAAAAGCACUAGUAUGAGCCGUUUCUUCGACGAAAAAAGGUAUACUUUCGGCUGGAGCAUCCCCUCAUCUUGUAGACCAUUAAAGGGGUACCCAACGGGCUUUAAAUGAGAUUGAAAGAAAGAAAUUCUUUCCUAGAUUUCUUCAAAGCGAGUUGAUUAAUUAGUUUUUAAUUUCAUUGUUUAUCAUCAGAUACCAGGAUGACCACAAUCGAGCUAAUUUUGCCAUUUUUGCAAUAGCUAGAUGGCUAGGCAUACGUCUGGACAUGAUCUGCGUCAUCUUUGCGACAUUUGUCAUUUAUGUUGCAAUCAUUACUCAGUCUAAAGCAGGUAAAUUGAAACAACAAAUGGCCAAGUCAAAAUGUGCAAUAUCUAAUUUGGAGACUCAUGGACUUAACUUUAAAUCCGUGAGCCCCAAAAUUAAACAUUGCAAAUUUUGUUAGGCAGGAUUUUUGCGCCAUAUUUUGCGCGAUAUAUUUUACGGUUUUUUUGCUGUUCACACCAUAACAGGAACGUGAUUUCACCAUAAUCGUUAGGUAUAAAGUUAGUUCCUUAGCUCUAUCUUGUUAUUCUGCCUAAUGAAGCUUGGGGUGUUAGUAGACGAGACCGGUCGAAGAAAUUAAAAAAGGUAACAACAUGCUCACGUUGCUUCCUACUGCUCACUAGUGUUCAAUUGAAAAAAAAAAUAUGUCAUUAAAAAUAUUUUAAAAUACAAUAAAUUGUACACCUGAGCUCACGAUACAGUCACGUGACACUUGUCCGCGGAUACCCUAUUUUGACAGCUGUCAGUUGCCGUAACAUAGGUCCAAUAAAAGUGAAACACAUAUUGUAUAGUAAGUUUGACAUUUCACAGCCGCUAACAUUAAGAGGCAGACGUAAAGAGAGACAAACAGCUACAAACGGAUGACUUUGUCACAAUCAAAAUUUCUUGGAUGCAUAAAUAACCAAAAUCUAAUAUCCAUAGUGCUCCACUGUGCACGCUCUGCUGUAAAUUGCGAUUAGAACUGUAGUUUUUGUUUCGAUUUUGGCAGGGAUCGCAGCAUUAUCCAUUGUAUACGCCCUGCAGUUUGCUGUUGACACGUCUCAGUAUGCCGUUAGGAUGUGGUCACAAGCUGAAAGUUACAUGACAUCCGUAGAGCGUGUUGUCAAAUACAGUCAAAUAGAACAAGAGCCUGGGUACCAGAAUCAUCGACAGCCUCCAGAACAUUGGCCCCAGUACGGUCAAUUACAACUAAAAAAUGUGGAACUUGUUUACUACCACGGCGGACCCAAAAUACUUAAAGGUAUCACUUUUACUAUUAAUCCACAAGAGAAGAUCGGAAUUGUUGGUCGCACUGGAGCUGGCAAGUCUUCACUGAUUGCAGCCCUAUUUCGUAUGCCUCAACCAACUGGUUACGUCAUCAUCGAUGACGUCAAUGUCGGUGAUGUUAACAUUCAAAGUUCUCGCCAAGCCAUAGCGGUUAUUACCCAGAAUCCAGUGUUGUUUACCGGUACACUGCGAAUGAAUUUGGAUCCUUUUGAGGAACACGAAGACCAGGAAAUCUGGAAUGCCUUAGAGGAUGCGAGUUUGGAAGCCAUGGUGAAAAAGCUUCCGAUGCAGCUGAACCAGCUGGUGAAAGAAAGUGGAAGUAAUUUCAGUACCGGAGAAAGGCAACUUUUGUGUCUGGCCCGUGCGUUAUUGCGGAAGAACAAAAUUAUUGUUAUGGAUGAAGCAACGGCAAAUGUGGAUCACAAAACAGAUCAGUUAAUCCAGGAAACACUUCGCACGAAAUUUAAGCAUUGUACGGUGAUUACAGUUGCUCAUCGAUUAAACACAAUCAUGGAUUAUGAUCGAAUUUUGUUUCUGGAUCACGGAAGAGUUGUAGAGUAUGACAAACCAGAAAUUUUACUUCAGAAUGAAGGAGGAUAUUUUUCUAGACUUUGUCGUAACUAUGAUGAUAAUGCCGACCAGUAA
Molecule: messenger RNA, 10182 nt
Organism: Porites evermanni
Lineage: Eukaryota; Metazoa; Cnidaria; Anthozoa; Scleractinia; Poritidae
Source: the annotation of a GenBank genome assembly